AUGAAUUCGUUUCUGAUCAUAUUCGGCUUGGUUGCUUUAUCAAGCGUAGCUAUUGCCGAAAAUUCGUAUCUCAUUAUCGUACCUAAAUUGCUCAAAGUUGGCUAUGACAAUCAACUUUCAAUUUUCAUUGCGGCUGCUUCGGAACCAGUAGAAGUUAAAUUUAAUUUAACCUUAGGUCAAAAAUAUAUUCAAAGCACAAUCACAGUAAAAUCAGGUGAAACACGCAAUGCUACAUUGACUCUACCUUUUGAGUUUCCUACUGGUGUUGGUGAAUUGACUAUUGUUGGAAGUGGUGGUAUUCGUUUUAAAGAUAAACGAGAUAUCAUUGUUUAUGACAAUCGUUAUGUUGUUCUGGUUCAAACAUCGGCAUCUACCUAUCAUCCAGGUGAUAUCAUGGAAAUUCGUGUUGUUGCAACAAAUGAAGAACUCAUGCCAAUAGAAAAUGGUGAAGUUCUUAUUGAAGUUUAUGAUGCUAAUUUUAAACGUGUUGGUGAAUUUGCAACCAUUCCCAUUCAUUCGGGUAUUACCGAAACUUUUAAAUUUCCAAUUGGCACACAAUGUAAUACUGGUACAUGGCUUGUUUCAGCUACUAUUGACAAUACAACAUCAUCUGUUGAAGUACUUGUUGCUCGACCAGUUACACCAUCAUUUGAUGUUAAAGCUAUAUUUCAACGAUUUCUUCUUCGUACAGAUAAAACUCUUCGUGGUAUUAUUGAAAUGCAUAGUGAUAAUAAUAUGCCAAUUUUUGGUCGUGUUAUAAUGGCUGUUGGUCAAAUUACUGAACAAGACAUGAAAAUGAUGAACGGACAACAAAAUUUAUUUCCACAACAAGGACAACAAAUUUUAUUUCCACAACAAGGACAAACAACUGAAGAAUGGAGAACAUGGAAAUCACGACAAUUUGAAAUAGCUGGUCGUGUUGAAAUCAAUUAUGAUCUUUUAUCAUUAUUUAAUAUUGAUGUUACUAAAGCUGUUGCUAUUAGAGUUUAUAUUCAAGUCGCUAAUCUUGUUUCUGAUCAAGAACGUAUAAUUGAACAUGUUAUUCCUGUAUUUAUACAUAAUGUUAUUUAUGAUAUUCAUCCACUUCAUUUUGAAACUGGUAUGAAAAAUGAAUUUAAAAUUAUUGCCAAACGUCCUGAUGGUAAACCAGCUAAAAUGGAAAACUUAAUUGUUACUGUUUCAAUGAUGAUGAGUAAUGAACAAGGAAAAGUACAAGAAGAAAAAUCAGUUGACAUUAAAGAGUUUUAUACACGUGGUCGUAAUGAUAUUGGUUUAUUCAAUAUAGAACUUCCAGAUAAUUGUAUUGGUGUUCUUAUGACAAUAACACCAUUAAGUGAAGAUGGUAAUAAACGUGGUUAUCGUACUCAUGCUGUUCCACUUAUGCCAACACCUCGACGUGGUACUAGUGGUGCUAAAUUAUCAAUUGAAUUAUUACCAACAACCACAAGCAAAGUUCAAAUUGAUGCUAAUGUUCCAGUUGUUAGUUCACAAAUUUCAACUGUUGGUCAUACAUCAAAAUUUUAUAUUCAAUUGACUCCAUCGAAAGCAGUUAAAAAAUUUGAACCAUUACCAAUGUCAUAUGUACUUUUAACAAAUGGUCGUAUUACACAUACUGGUGAAUUUAUUAUUCAACCAACAAAUGAAUGUCAAUCAAGAAGUCAACGUUCUAUUAUAUCAGAAGAACAGGUACGAUCAACUUGUGUAUUUAAUGGUACUUUAUCAAUUGAAAUUACACGUGAUAUGAUGCCAUAUUCAUCAUUACUUGUAUAUACAUUUCAACCAUCAUUUGGCUUCAAUGUUGCUGAAUCAUAUCGAUUUUCAGUUGCUGGACUUUUUCAAAAUACAUUACAAUUAAAAGCAGCCAUUGUUCCAUUUAUAUCAACUAAUACAAUGAUUACAGAUGAAGAUAAUGGUUCUACUAAAGAUCUUGAUUCAUUAGAACAUGUUGUUUUCGAACCAGUAUCAAUUUCAAAUCGAGCUCAAGGUAAAUCACGUAUUGAACUAUCACUUAGUGGUCCCCCAAAUUCAAUCGUCGGUGUUAAUGUUAUUGAAUAUGAUAGUGUUAUACAAGGUUUACCAAAUGAAAUUACUAAAGAACGUUUACUUCAAUAUUUAACAACUUAUGAGCAAGUACCUAUUGUUGGUAUGCCAACGAUUCGAACACUAGCAGAUGAACAAAUUGAUUCUCAUACACACGAAGUUGAUACAACAGAUGGAAAUGAAGUUCAAUAUUUAGCAACAACAAUGAGACGGGAUGAUAAAGAACAUCAAACACAAGACAUGGAGAGUACAACAUCAUCUUAUAAUAUGAAUGAUGAAGUAACAGACGAGAUGGAUUUAGAAAGUCAAACUAUGCAUUUACUUGAAGGUUUCGAUUCUGAAAUGUUAAUAAAAAAACCAAGUAAAACAUUAAAUAAAAGAGCUAUUAUUAGCGAAGAAGAAGAAGAAAACAAUAUUCAUCGUGAACGUUUAGGAUUUAAAAUUCGUUAUCCGAUUGAAAAGUUAAUCUUUGGUAGUAGUUCAUCUCGUAGUUUAAGACCAAUUGAUGGUGAUGAUGUUUAUACAACAACAAAUAUGGAACGAUUAUAUGGUGACAUAAAUAGUCGAAGAUUACACUCACAUUAUCAUCGUCGAACAGUGAAAUCAUUAAAUCAAUAUGAUACUAUGGUUAAUGAUAAUGAUUAUGUUGUUACAGCAAGUGUUCCAUUGGUAACGAACUCUAAUGUUGAAGUUAAUCAACAAAAUGAACCAGAAGAACCAGAUGUUCAAAGUCUAAGAUAUGGUACACCAUCAUGGUAUGAAAAAAUUAAUUUAAAAUUAUCAUUAAUUUCACAAGAAGCAUUAAUAUUUAUGCAAUCAGCAUUAAUAAUUGUUUCUGAUUUUUCAUCAUUAUAUAUUCCACCUGAUAUAUCACGAUCAAAUUUAACUAAAUUAUUUUCAAAAUAUCGUGAACAAUUAAUAAUCAGUAGUGAUUCUGAACCAUUUGAUAUUCGUGAUGAAGCUCGUCAAUUACUUGAAGAAUAUUUUGUAGAAUCUGAUUUAUCGAUGAUUCCACCACAAAUUACACUUGAAGAACAAGCUCGUAUUGGUUACUAUCGUUCAAUCUUUUUUCAUACAACUCGUAUUGAAUCUCAAGGUACUGGAAAAGUUCUUCUUCCACGAAGUAAACCAUAUGCAACGUGGCUUGCUACGGGAUUUGCACUUAACUCCAAAACAGGUUUAUCUGUUGCUCAACCAAUUCGUCUUCCAACAAAUUAUGGUCUUUUCAUUUUUGGUAAUUUUCCUGAUCAAGUUCAAACUGAUGAACAAGCACUCUUAACAUAUGGUAUUAACAAUUAUCUUGAUAAAGAUUUAACUAACGUUGUUGUACGUAUUCGAACUUCAACUGAUUUUCAUAUUAUUGAACAAGAUGAACAAGAAAAUGUUAGAUCAAGCACUGGUCAAGAUUAUACAAUUACAUUUCCAUCUAUUAAAUCAUUAGGUGUUGAAACACAUGAUAUUAUUUUGAUACCAAAAUAUGCUGGUGUUGUUAAGAUUAUACUUGAAGUUGAAUCGGAAUUCGGUGGUGAUUAUGAAAUUUUAACAACUUAUGUACGUGAAUCAGAUAUUGAACGUAAACAAAUUACAACACAUUUAUAUGAUUUAACAAAUGAAAACAAAACCUAUGGUCCAAUUGUUGAAAAUGUCACUACAUCAACAUUUCUUCGAUCAGUUCAAAUUGCUGUUUCAGGUACUGGUCUUGAUCAUCUUGUUAAACAAAACACAAUGGAAAUAAAUUCAUUAAUUGGUAUUGAUCGUGCAAUUGUUCAUCUAUGGCGUUUACUCGGUCUUUAUCGUUAUUUUCAUGAAACAUCACAAAUGGAAUCAACACUUUUAGAUGCAACAAUGAGAAGUAUUACAAUAGCUUAUCAAAAUCUUCAAUUUUAUAAUAAUUAUAAUGGUUCAUAUUCAUUUAUUUCUAAUCAAGAUGAACAAAAAUCAUCACUUUAUUUAACAUCAUUAGCUUUUGGUGCUUUAAUUUCACCAUUUAUAACUGUUCAUGAUAAUGUUGCAAUUAAUCGUACUUUAACAUGGAUUUUAUCUCAUCAACAAAAUGAUGGUUCGUUUGAUGAUCAAGGUUCAUGUUUUCAUUAUCGAAUUUGUUCAGGUAAAUUUCAUCGUGAAUCAUUAACAGCUAUUGUUUUAUAUACAAUGACAUAUAAUAAUGUAUCACAAUAUGGACCUGAAUUUGUUCAUCGUCGAUUAUAUAACGGUGAACAAAGUCCAAUAGUACGUGCUCAACAUUUUUUAGAAUCACGUCUUGAUGCUGUUAAAUCAUGUUUAUUAACGACAACAUUAAUUGAAUUAGCUCUUGUUCAAUGUCAAUCAUUAUCAAAACAAUUCAAAGAAAAAAUUUAUGAAAAUGUUCGUAACCGUCAAUUAACUGUUGUACCUGAAGAUGGUUCAAAAUUUUUAAAAACUGUUAAUGAAAAUAUAACAUUUGAUGAUCAAUUAUUAAUUAAUGCAUUAACACUUUCAAUUUAUGCUAAUUAUAAUGAUUGGAAAACAACACUUGAAAUUGCCCGUUGGAUGGUUGAACAAAUAGAAAUUCAUCCAUGUUGUAGCACAGUUUUAGAUGAUAUUUUUUAUAUUGAAGCUUGGCUUAAAACUGCUUAUCUUUUUCAUCAAUAUGUAGGAUCAGAAAAUUUCUCAGUUCUAAUUAAUGUUACAGCUGAUAAUGGACAACACAAAGAAUUUAAUAUUAAUUCAUCUAAUAUGGAUAUUACACAAAAACUUAGUUUUACUCUACCAAUUAAUCAAAUUACUUAUACAGUUAGUGGUUUUGGUAUUGCUAGUGUUAACAUUGAACAAAUAUAUAUGGAAAAAGAACAACAAACAGUUCAACCAGUUUCAUUUCAAUUAACUAAUGAAUAUUUACCAUUAUCAUUGUUAAAUGAAAUUACAGCUCGAACAUGUCUAAUUUAUACACCAACAUCUAAUGAUCAAAAAUUAGCUAAAGAUAUUUCUAAUCGUACUAUUAUUGUUGAAAUCCAAAUUCCAUCAGGUGUGCGUGUAAAUCUUCGUCAAAUAGGAUUCUUCUUAAGUCGAGUUCCAGAAGCUAUGUAUUUUACAUUUAAUGAACGUACUAAUAAAAUAAAUUUCUUCUUUAAUAUUCCAUCAACUGUAUAUGGUAAACAAAUUUGUUUUAAUUGGCGUCUUGAACGUUUAUCUAUUAUUGUAUCAUGGACUCCAAUUCAAAUACGUGCUUAUGAUUAUCUUCAACCAGAAUCACAAUUAAUUCGUCUUUUUCCAGUACAAAUUGAAUCAAGUUUUUUUGGAUAUUCAUCAUGGAAAAUUUUCAUGAAGCUCCAUCAAAACUUGAACAAUUAA
Messenger RNA from Rotaria sordida, 5370 nucleotides. NCBI's taxonomy places the organism in Eukaryota, Metazoa, Rotifera, Eurotatoria, Philodinida, Philodinidae. The record is from the annotation of a GenBank genome assembly.